GUGCCUUGACCCACACAACCACGUCGCACGGUUUCGCUUGGAUUUUGUAACGAGGAGAUCGUCCCUUGCACAAAGACCCCAGGCACAGUGAAACAACCGGUUCUCUGGGCACUUGCUUGCUCCUUCUUGAUUCGGGGACUUUGUUUAUCUCAAUUCGGGACGACCGGGUACAUGUAAACACUAUAUCUUCAACAUGUCCAGCGUGUCGUCUUUUCCGUGCAUCCCCUCAAUCCGUCAUCAUGAAAUACUCACUCGUUGCUGGCCUUUUGGCCGUAGCUAGCGUCAACUGCAAGCCGACUUCGCACAUCGAGAGUGAGACAGUCCACGUCGAGAACCUGCGCUCGGUACCUCAAGGAUGGACUGCAAUUGGCGCUCCAGCAGGCAAUCGCAAGAUUCCUUUCCGUAUUGCUGUCCGUUCGGCUGAUAACGACAUUCUGGAGCGAACGCUCAUGGAGAUCUCGGAUCCCAGUCAUGCUCGAUACGGGCAGCAUCUCAAACGCGAUGAACUCAAGGACCUCAUCAAGCCUCGCGCAGAAUCCACCAAAGCAGUAUUGAGCUGGCUAGAGGCUUCGGGUGUCAGCUCUGAUGACAUCAAGAAUGACGGCGAAUGGAUCACUUUCCACGCCCCCGUCGAGAGAGCCGAGUUGAUGUUGAGCACCACUUUCAAGACUUACCAGAAUGAGGUCCGUAGGGACGUGAAGAGGGUCCGGUCUCUAAGCUAUUCUGUGCCCAAAUCGAUUCGCGACCACAUCGACCUGAUCGAGCCAACGACUCGUUUUGGCCAAAUCAAGGCAGAGCGCAGUAAUGUGCUCACACAGGAGGCUGCCCCAUUCUCAGUUCCUGCAGUCGAUGCCAGUUGCAACACUACCAUCACCCCAGCUUGUCUUAAGGACUUGUACAACUUUGCUGAUUACAAGAUUGACGCCAAAGGUGCUGUGAAGCUUGGUGUGAGCGGCUUCUUGGAAGAGUUGGCACGCUACGCCGACUUGAACCAGUUUGUAUCGACGUUCGCACCCAAUGCGAGUAACAAAUUCUCCAUUAUCCCAGUAAACGGCGGUACAUUGGAUCAGAAUGCCACUGACAGCAGUGUCGAAGCCAACCUUGACAUUGACUACACAGCGGGUCUGGUAGACCCCAACAUCGAAACGAUCUUCUACAGCACCGCUGGUCGUGGCAUUCUGGUACCUGAUCUUGAUCAGCCAACGGAAGCCAACAACGACAAUGAGCCGUACCUCGACUUCUUUACUUAUAUUGCUGGCCUUCCUGAUAAUGAGCUGCCACAAGUCCUUACCACCUCUUAUGGCGAGGAUGAGCAGAGUGUGCCCGCUACAUAUGCUCAGAAGGUGUGCGAUAUUAUUGGCCAGCUCGGUACCCGCGGUGUAUCCGUCAUCUUCAGCAGUGGAGACACGGGUGUUGGCUCAGCCUGUCAGACCAACGACGGCAAGAACACAACUCGCUUUUUGCCCAUCUUCCCUGCAUCCUGCCCCUACGUCACCUCGGUUGGAGGCACCUACAAGGUCGAGCCUGAGCGUGCCGUCGGCUUCUCCUCAGGCGGCUUUUCAGAUCUCUGGGCGCGCCCCGCGUACCAGGACGUGGCUGUUGGUGCAUAUCUCGAGAAACUCGGUAGCCAGUGGGAGGGUUUGUACAACCCUGAUGGACGUGGUUUCCCAGAUGUCGCUGCGCAAGGCCAAGGCUUCCGUGUCGUUGACAAAGGCCGCCAAAUCUCGGUGGGAGGUACUAGCGCUUCCGCACCUGUUUUUGCCUCCAUCGUUGCACUCUUGAACAACGCCCGUCUCGCCGCCGGUCAACCUGCGCUCGGUUUCCUGAACCCAUGGAUUUACAGCAAGGGCUACCAGGGACUCACAGAUAUCAAAGACGGAGGCUCGACUGGAUGCACUGGCAGGUCGAUUUACUCGGGCCUGAAGGCACCUCUCGUGCCAUACGCAUCCUGGAAUGCGACUGUCGGCUGGGACCCGGUUACCGGGUAUGGCACCCCUGACUUUGGCAAGCUUCUCGAGCUGUCCCAGGACCAGUCUUACAGCGUGCCUGAGAAGUUCCGCGCAUAAGCUUGUUCGCGAAUAAGAUGCCAGUCAUUGUAACGUUCCUAAGUAGCAUAGCAAACCGAACGUGGUU
This is a messenger RNA of Boeremia exigua, 2133 nucleotides long. RefSeq names its product tripeptidyl-peptidase-like protein. Bases 240 to 2066 code for a protein of 608 amino acids. The transcript has 3 exons. The record is from RefSeq and is a predicted model, not a curated record. NCBI's taxonomy places the organism in Eukaryota, Fungi, Ascomycota, Dothideomycetes, Pleosporales, Didymellaceae. Gene Ontology annotation, molecular function: tripeptidyl-peptidase activity; serine-type endopeptidase activity. Gene Ontology annotation, biological process: proteolysis.